CGUGAUAGAUAGCUCCUCUUCCUCGCUUCGGGGUGCUGCUGUCUGUUGCGGCUGACUGACAGAUUUGGGGAAAGGGAAAGUGGUCUACCCUGGUCUUGCCGCUAGACAGUGGAGCGAGCUGGUUGUCUGGAGAUUGAGAGAGAGAGAGAAAGGUAGAGCGAGAGAGGGGAGUCGGGCAUUAGAAGAUGGAGCUCUCUGCGGUCGGGGAACGCGUUUUUGCCGCGGAAGCCAUUCUGAAACGGCGCGUUCGCAAGGGUCGUCUUGAAUACCUAGUGAAGUGGAAAGGAUGGGCACUAAAACACAGUACUUGGGAACCUGAAGAGAAUAUUCUGGAUGACAGACUCAUUGCAGGCUUUGAACAGAAAGAGCGUGAGAGAGAACUACACGGGCCAAAGAAGCGCGGGCCCAAGCCCAAGAACCUGACGGCCAAGGCUCGUAGGGAGGCCACAGCACGAGCCCCGCGCUCCACGUCUUCCUCUUUUCCCCGUGCCCCUCCAUCCUCCCCCUAUCCGUCUCUGCCCUCCUCCUCAUCCUCCGCUCCAGCGCCCUCCCCUAAACUCAACUCCCUGGCGGCAACGCACAAGCUGAAGAAAGACAUUCGCCGCUGCACAAGUAUGUCCCGCCGCCCCCUGCCCCGCCCCGACCCGUCGGCCGCACCCGGAACCUUCUCUGGGCCCGGCGGGUUCUCCUCGCGCCCCCCUGUCUCCCCCUUUUCAGAGACCGUCCGCAUCCUCAACCGCCGGGUCAAACCCCGCGAGGUGAAACGGGGUCGCAUCAUCCUGAACCUUAAGGUCAUCGACAAACCGGGAAGUGGAGGCGGAGGGAGGGGCGGGGCUAACAGGAGGGCGCCCUCCAGCUCGGUGUCCUUCCCGGGGGGUCGCCAGAACCUCCCCUCCCGGAACAGGAUCAUUGGGAAGAGAGGUGGAGAGGCUCCCUACCGGCCCUUCCAGCCCAUGCUGGGUUUCCCCAUGUACGGGAAGCCUUUUGGGCUCCAGUGUGGCAGUCCUGGGCCCCUGCACAUUUCACAGCCGACCACGGGCCCCAGUACAGCAGCCCCAGGGGCCACCGGGGAAAGCAACACCCAGUCAGCCCACUCUUCUGUGGGGUCUUGCUACCAGCCGCCCCCCUCUCCCUCCAGAUCCAGUGGAUCAGAGGCCAUCCCCGCUCAGAACGAGCUUGUCCCUGCUGGACAUCAGGCCCAACCCGCCCCCGGGGCCUCUGCCUCCGGGUCGGUUCCAGGCACCGGCCCCCAUGUUUUGGCCUCUGCCUUCUCCGUUCAGUCCAGCAGCCAGCCGCCAGAGGUCCAGAAGAACACUAACCAAAAACCUAAUGUCCUCUCCUCGUCCCCGUCUCGUUCGUCCGGCUCCACCUCGUCCUCCUUUGAGGAGGAUGAUGAUUAUGACGGUGAUGCCCUGGACCUUUCCGCGACACAGGACGGCAAAAGGAAGCCUCACCGCUGCGGUCGUCAGAGACGGCAACCGCCCUCCGAAAGCACCUCCAUGCCUCUCCCCAGCACAGCGUCCACCCCACUGACCUCUGACCCGAAGAGGGUCCCUGCCGAGGGCGACCCUGACUGGCAUCCGGAGAUGGCGGCAAGCAGUGCCAACGUGGUUGUCACCGACGUCACGUCGAACCUCCUCACUGUCACCAUCAAGGAGUUCCCCUCUCCCUCGUCCCAACCUCCAUCCCCCUCCUCCACCUCCGCUGCCUCCCCCAAACCCCCACACCCUGAAGAAAGCACCUCCUCCUCAGCCCCCGCUGCCACCACUAAAGAAACCCCCCAGGCUAAGUCAUCUAUCGAUUGCUUUAGCCCAUCUUGCCGCGUUGCCGCUAUGAAGUUCAUAGUGGUUUUGGUUGGGGCUGGAUCCGUGGUCUUCCUUGGCGUAGUAAUCUGCAUCAUCGCCAGUGUAUACCCGCGAAAAGCUGCUGCGCCCCAGGACCUAUCCGACAACGCGACGCUGACCGCGGAGUCCCUGUUGCAGUCCGGCUCCAUCGCGCACGCCGGUCCCCUGGGCGCUCUCCAUGGUUCUGAAUCCUACGAGGAAGGCGGGAGAGGCGGCAUGGGUCUCGGGUUGGGGGGACCUUCUGCUCUCAAUGAGCUCAGACCAGGCGAUGUGACCGGUGGUGGUGGCGGCGCGCCGAAACAAUUCAGCUUCAGCCGUCUCAUCUGCACCCCGAUCCCUGCCGGAGAAUGCAAGCCCAAGAGCCUGAAGCAGCAAGCGGACGACCCCUCGCUUUACGGCGACGACUCCGAGGACUGGAGCUAUCUUCGAACCACAGCUGAUGAACUCCGGCAGACUGUGGUGCAACAAAACGACCAGAUCCUAAUGGAUCAACGGACCAUCCGUGAACUCACGGGGAAACUGUCGGAGUGCGAGAGCGGCCUGGAGGAGAGCGCUCCUGGGCCCUCCGAGCGGAGCCUGGGAGUAUGGGUGGGCAACCGCCGCCUCAUGGCCGGGGAUGAUGUGAGCUCGUCCGCGGCGGUUCAGCUGCAGACCGCGAGGGCAGUGGAGGAGCUGGAGAGGGCCAUUCUCAAUCUGAAGGAUCGCAUUGAGAAACUGGAGCUGGAGAUCGGCCCCGCUGCCCUCAACCUCUCCAUUGAGACUCCUCCUGCCAGCGCCGGUGUGGGCGUGAGCACGGGCGUCGGCGCUAAAGUUCAAGGGUCGGCACCGACAACAGGGGGCGGCGGUGCCUCCACGGGCGGGCGGAAGGCUCCCGCGGCUCCCGCGAGGGGAGGGGGAGGCCCCUGGAAGAAUCUGGAAGGCGAGCUGGAGAGGAAGAUUGAGAUGCUGGAGAAAGAGAGGAAGGCGCUCAGGAAGGAGACCCAGACGAGCCACAAGCAGACGGACCAAGGGAUUGACACACUGCAGCACCGCAUCGCAGAGCUGGAACAGAGUCUAACGGAGGACAGCUAUCCCGACGGCUAUGUCCUGUCCUUCCCCAUCAGGACCAACUACAUGUACGGUCUGCUGCGGAGAGAGAUGCCUGAGAUGUACGCCUUCACAGCCUGCGCCUGGCUUAAGGUUAAAGAGGGAGGCAUUGGUACCCCCUUUUCCUACUCUGUUCCGGGACAACCCAACGAACUGGUUCUGCUGCAGGGUGUUCACAACCCAGUGGAGCUGCUCAUCAAUGAUAAGGUGGCGCAGCUUCCCCUGACCCUGGCCCAGGGCGUGUGGGAGCACAUCUGUGUCAGCUGGACCCUGAGAGACGGCGUGUGGAAGGCCUACCAAGGGGGGAAGCAGAAGGGCCGCGGAGAGGGGCUGGCAGCGUGGCACCCCAUUAAGCCAGGAGGAGUCCUCAUUCUGGGGCAGGAGCAGGACACCUUAGGAGGCCGUUUCGAUGCCUCGCAGGCCCUAGUGGGGGAGCUGUCCCAGUUCAACCUGUGGGACAGGCUCCUGAAGCCCGCGGAGGUGUCCGCCUUGGCUGCCUGUUCCUCGGGUAAACUGGGCAACGUGGUCCCCUGGACCGACCAGGACAUAGAGGUCUACGGAGGAGCGACCAAAGAAGCUGUGGACCCCUGCAACCAGCCCUCCAGGGUCAGCGCCGUGUCCAGACCCAAACAGUGAGGUGAAGGAAGUCAUUGAAAACGGGUCCCUAGGUCGUUUGAAAGGGGAGCCGCUCAAUUAUGUGAGAGAGUUUCGUUGUCUUGUGCUCCUCCCGAGAGGGAUUUCAAGGUGUUUUUGGGAAGGGGUCAUGUGAUGUUUUUAGUUGUGUUAAAGUGCUUUUUUUUUUUUUCUUCAAAGAGAGGUUGUUGCGGCGUGCCGAAGGUUUUCGGAGAGGAGGUACUUUAAUGAGAAAACACUUGGUGUGUUUUUCUCUUUGAUUUUCACGCCACACCAAAUGUGUUAACAGUGCUCCACCUGUUCAGAACCGCUGAUUCACUUGACCUCUGUGUCCAUGGGAGGAAAUAGUAAGGUAGAGAGGUACAGCUUUUUUCUACAUUCAGGGCGCAAUUCAGUCAAACCCACAAUUCAGUAUUUACACCGUAGCUAAUUUAGCUCUGAUCAAAUAGACUCAAAGACUGGUCCGGGGUAAUGUAUGAAAACCUACAAUUACUACCAGACCGGUUUUGGAUACGGUAUAAAAACUGAAAAGGACUACCAAGCUGGUGUUGGAUACGGUAUAAAAACUGAAAAGUACUACCAAGCUGGUGUUGGAUAUUGUAUAAAAACUGAAAAGUACUACCAGGCUGGUGUUGGAUAUUGUAUAAAAACUGAAAAGUACUACCAGGCUGGUGUGGGAUAUUGUAUAAAAAAUGAAAAGUACUACCAGACUUGUGUUGGAUAUUGUAUAAAAACUGUAAAGUACUACCAGACUUGUGUUGGAUACUCUAUAAAACUGAAAAGUACUACCGGAAUGAAUCUUUUCACCGGUAUCCUUUCACUUUUUACAAUUCAGAGAGGGAAUGGGAUGGAUAGGUUAAACAAAGACACAGCCUGAACAUUUCCUGGGUGGGUUUGAAUGAAUCCCGUCCCUAAACUGUCUGUCAGAGAAGAAACAGUGAAACUCAGUUCUUGUUCUAAGCCGACUCAGUAAGCGCUUACACACAGACGGCCUCGUCUUGUCUCCUGCUGUAUGAAGCUUGUGUUUCUUCUUCCAACAAGGCGAUUUUGUAUUGUAUUUGGGGAUGCUAUGACUGGUUCUAAAUGUUGCUACAGCCGAAUGUUAAAAGUUAGGAACUGUCUUUUCACUGUUUUUUUUGGUACUGUGUAUUCAGUUGAUAUUAGUUUUGCAGUGAUGUUAUUGUUGUGAGUGUGUGUUAUGUACUUUAAAAACUCCAGAUAAUUGAGACCCAUCCCUCCCUUCCAGCUUUGACUCACAAAAACUCCAAUGUGGCAUCUAGAGUUGCCAUAUUGCACCACGCUGAUGUGACACUUGCACUGUGACUUGCAUUGCUUUGUCAUUGCAAGGAACAAUGCAUUUCACAGUGUUACGACGGUAAAUAACCACUAAUAUUUGGUUAUGAACAUAAAUAGUUGUGAAUGAAAUGGACUUCUGAAAUGUAAAAUGGCUACCACUUUAAAUUCUAAACUCCAUGUAGAUAAUAUCGUGUUAAUCGUGUUGGUACUGAUAACACGACGGACACCUGAUAAACUCCGGUUGACCUCUGACCUGUGCUCACGUUUAUGAAUGUAAACCCGAUAGAAUGGAAUGUAUGCAUGAGAAAAACGCCUCAGUGAACGUGUAUUCACCUUUACACCGUGACAAAAAUAACUCUCGUCAGGGUGAGGAGACGGGACGUUGUGACAAUGGGGUGAAAGGUCAAAGGUGAAGUGAAGGAAAGUGGACCACAACAAUUGGUUGCCCCGUCGCCGUGGUUUUACCCAUUUCGGCCCCUCUUCACCAUUGACAUAAUGGUUGUGAAGUGCCUGUCUGGGUUUGCACGCCCAAUACAAAUGUAACAUGUAUUUUAGCCUCCUUCAUUCUCUCUUGCUUGCACUAUCUCAUCUUUUUUUCUCUCUGUCUCUCUGUUGUCUGCUAUUGGUUAUGAUGGUAACCAGCUGUGAUGUCAGUGACUGUCAUGCUUGUUCCUCUGCACCUCCGUGGAUCUCCUAUGAUAUUGUGACAAUAUGUGGAUGACUAAAUAAAAUGGUGAUGAUGACAUAA
Molecule: messenger RNA, 5607 nt
Organism: Esox lucius (northern pike)
Lineage: Eukaryota; Metazoa; Chordata; Actinopteri; Esociformes; Esocidae
Exons: 11
Coding region: 186-3566 (1126 amino acids)
Source: RefSeq, a predicted model, not a curated record